GAUCAAAAAAAAUAGAAAAAACAAAACAAAAACAAAUGAAUGUCGAUAGGAUGUUCCUUCACAAAGUCUAUCAUCGCUUCUCCCUCCUCUCCCUCACUCCCCCUCACUCACUCCCUUUCAAGCCUCUCCACUUCACAUCGGUCCUUUCGCCCGCCCACCUCAGAACAAGGCGCUCCCCAUACGACGUUGUAAGGUCCAUCAGAACAUCCGCCGCCCCCAUGGCCACCUCGCGGCUCCGCAACCUCGUCCGCGUCAACGCUGGCGCUUCCGAAGAUGCCAGCGAUGGCGGAGCCACCAACGGCUCUGUCUCUUCCACUGCAGCUGCCGCUUCACUUGACGGUGAAGAAGAUGCGACUUUGGGAGUUAGAUACCGUCUUCCUCCGCAAGAAAUCAAAGAUAUUGUGGAUGCUCCGCCACUUCCCGCCUUGUCAUUCUCACCGUGUAGGGAUAAGAUACUGUUUCUCAAGCGGAGAGCGUUGCCACCAUUGGCAGAACUUGCAAGACCCGAGGAAAAGCUUGCCGGUGUUCGUAUUGAUGGAAAAUGCAAUACAAGGACAAGGAUGUCGUUUUACACGGGUAUUGGGAUCCAUCAAUUUUUGCCUGAUGGCACCCUUGGUCCGGAGAUAGAGGUGCGUGGAUUCCCUGAUGGUGCCAAGAUCAAUUUUGUUACUUGGUCCCCGGAUGGCCGCCAUUUGGCCUUCACCAUCCGGUUUGAUGAGGGGGAAAGUACUACUAGUAAGCUUAAAGUGUGGGUGGCCAAAGUUGAAACAGGGAUUGCUAAACCUUUGUUUAAGUCGGAAGAAAUAUUUUUGAAUGCAGUUUUUGAUAAUUUUGUUUGGGUGAAUGAUUCUUCUUUGUUAGUUUGCACCAUUCCUCAGUCUCGUGGCAACCCGCCAAAGAAACCUUUGGUUCCUUUUGGGCCUAAAAUUCAAUCUAAUGAGCAGAAAAGUAUUAUCCAAGUUAGGACCUUUCAGGAUUUGCUGAAGGAUGAGUAUGAUGAAGAUUUGUUUGACUACUACGCCACGACACAACUUGUUUUGGCCUCCUUGGAUGGGGCGGUUAAGGAAAUUGGUCCUCCAGCUGUAUAUACAUCAAUGGACCCCUCUCCCGAUCAGAAAUACCUUUUAAUUAGUUCAAUUCACAGACCAUACUCUUUCAUUGUACCAUGUGGAAGAUUUCCCAAGAAGGUGGAUGUGUGGACAGCUGAUGGGAAGUUUGUUAGAGAAAUUUGUGAUCUGCCCCUUGCUGAGGACAUCCCCAUUGCAUUCAGUAGUGUGCGAAAAGGGAAGCGUUCUAUCAACUGGAGAGCAGAUAAACCAUCAACACUCUAUUGGGUUGAGACCCAAGAUGAAGGAGAUGCAAAAGUGGAUGUUUCUCCACGUGAUAUAGUUUAUACACAGUCCGCUGAGCCACUUGAAGGUGAAGGGCCAACUGUCCUACACAAACUUGAUCUUCGCUAUGGAGGGAUUUCUUGGUCUGAUGAUUCACUGGCUCUAGUUUACGAGUCUUGGUACAAAACACGGCGAACGAGAACCUGGGUAAUUUCUCCUGGAUCAAAUGAUGUCAGUCCGCGCAUCCUGUUUGAUAGAUCGUCAGAAGAUGUGUAUUCUGAUCCUGGCUCUCCUAUGCUGCGGAGAACUCCUGCUGGGACAUAUGUGUUAGCAAAAGUAAAGAAAGAAAAUGAGGAAGGCACUUAUUUACUGCUGAAUGGAAAUGGUGCUACACCAGAGGGAGAUAUCCCAUUCCUCGACUUGUUUGACAUAAAUACAGGAAACAAAGAAAGAAUAUGGAAGAGUGACAAAGAAAAGUAUUACGAGACUGUUGUUGCUUUAAUGUCUGAUGAGGAAGAAGGGGAUCUGCUCAUCGAUCACCUGAAAGUAUUGACUUCCAAAGAGUCAAAAACUGAAAACACCCAGUAUUCUAUCCUAAGCUGGCCAGAAAAGAAAGCAGUCCAAAUUACAAAUUUUCCUCAUCCAUAUCCACAGCUGGCAUCAUUGCAGAAAGAGCUGGUCAAGUACCAGAGGAAGGAUGGGGUUCAACUAACUGCAACGCUAUACCUUCCACCAGGUUAUGAUCCAGCCAGAGAUGGCCCUCUUCCAUGUCUGUUCUGGUCUUACCCUGGAGAAUUCAAAAGCAAAGAUGCUGCUGGACAAGUUCGUGGUUCUCCUAAUGAAUUUGCUGGCAUAGGUCCCACAUCAGCUCUCCUCUGGCUGGCUCGAAGGUUUGCUAUUCUGUCUGGACCAACAAUUCCUAUUAUUGGUGAGGGUGAUAAAGAAGCAAAUGAUAGCUAUGUGGAGCAAUUGGUUGCAAGUGCAGAGGCUGCUGUGGAGGAAGUUGUUCGACGUGGGGUGGCUCAUCCAGACAAAAUUGCUGUUGGUGGACAUUCAUAUGGGGCAUUCAUGACUGCAAACCUCUUGGCACAUGCCCCUCAUCUUUUUUCUUGUGGAAUUGCUCGUUCUGGUGCUUACAACAGAACACUUACUCCUUUUGGUUUUCAGAACGAGGAUAGAACUCUUUGGGAGGCUACCAGUACUUAUGUAGAGAUGAGUCCUUUCAUGUCCGCUAAUAAAAUUAAGAAGCCAAUCUUGCUUAUCCAUGGAGAAGAAGACAAUAAUUCUGGAACUUUGACAAUGCAGUCGGAUCGCUUCUUUAAUGCUCUGAAAGGUCAUGGUGCUCUGUCCCGCCUUGUGAUUCUUCCAUUUGAGAGCCAUGGAUAUGCAGCAAGAGAGAGCAUCAUGCACGUGCUAUGGGAAAGUGAUAGAUGGCUUCAGAAAUAUUGCGUAUCAAACACUUCCAAUGUAAAUGCAGAUUCCGAUGCAAGUAAAGAGAACUUAGGCACAGGAUCUACAGUUUCCGUAAGCAAAUCAGUGGCUGCUAGUGGAGGCGGUAGUCCAGAGGUGUCAAAUUCUGAGCAUGAAGGAUUUGACUCGUUGCCGAGGUCAUCGUUAUGAAAAAAUUGCAGAUCGUGGCUUCUGAGAACUAGUUGGCACAUCAGUGUGGUGGACAAAAUUGAUGGCACAAGAUUGCCCUGUCAAAGUGCGAAGGCAACGACUCUUCCUCGUUGAACUGCAAUUUGUAUUUGUCACAAUUGCUAUGUAUCAUUUAUAAUUGUAUCCCAAACUUCUUUCGCUCCAAAAUCCUUCCAGUUGAUGGAUGUUUAGCAGCCAAUUUCUGGGAGAGGGGGUUGGGGUUAUAAACUUAUACGUGUUCCAUAACUUCCAUCUGUCGCUUUUGAUGUCAUAAAGCUCUUGAACGAAAAAUAACGUUACACAGACAAUCCAGUUGCAAUAUUGAAGAGCUAA
This is a messenger RNA of Pyrus x bretschneideri (Chinese white pear), 3302 nucleotides long. Its product is annotated as probable glutamyl endopeptidase, chloroplastic. Lineage: Eukaryota; Viridiplantae; Streptophyta; Magnoliopsida; Rosales; Rosaceae. The transcript has 11 exons. Gene Ontology annotation, biological process: proteolysis. Bases 36 to 2951 code for a protein of 971 amino acids. The record is from RefSeq and is a predicted model, not a curated record. Gene Ontology annotation, molecular function: serine-type endopeptidase activity.